AUGAGGCGGUCAUUAUUUGUUAGUAUCUUACAUGAUAUUCAACAAGUGAAUGAGUACUUGAUCCAAACUUGUGAUGCCACUGGUGCUCUUGGAUUAUCCAGUGUACAAAAGAUGAUUGUAGCACUUUGGAUUCUACAGUACGGCGUGCCUGCUGAUUCUGUAGACAAGUACAUUAGAAUCGGCGAAAGUACAGCAAUUGCCGCCUUGAAUUUUUUUACCAGAUCAAUUGUUGCUACCUAUGAUGCCGUUUACUUAAGAUCCCCAAAUGAAGUAGAUGUCGCCAGAUUAUUGCAAGAGGGAGAGCAACGCAGGUCGUCUUUAUUUGCUGAAUUAACUAGAGGACGUGCCCCUACAGCCAACUACACCAUCAAUAAUCAUGCGUACACCAUGGGGUAUUAUCUUGCAGAUGGUAUCUGUCCUCGUUGGGCAACGAUUGUGAAAACAAUAUCUCAACCUCAAGACGCAAAGAGACAAGUAUUUGCGAGGAUGCAUGAGGCAUGUCGGAAGGAUGUCGAAAGGGCAUUUAGAGUGCUCCAAGCACGAUUUAAUAUUAUCAGAGUUCUAGUUAAAGGUUGGAGUGAUGAGGAUCUGUAUUACAUCGUGAAGACGUGCAUUAUUUUGCACAAUAUGAUCAUUGAAGACGAGCGUGAUAUUCUAGAAAAUGAACGCAGUGCAGCAUAA
Camellia sinensis is the source of this 681-nucleotide messenger RNA. The record is from RefSeq and is a predicted model, not a curated record. Lineage: Eukaryota; Viridiplantae; Streptophyta; Magnoliopsida; Ericales; Theaceae.